Vicia faba (fava bean) is the source of this 1020-nucleotide messenger RNA. NCBI's taxonomy places the organism in Eukaryota, Viridiplantae, Streptophyta, Magnoliopsida, Fabales, Fabaceae. The record is from the annotation of a GenBank genome assembly.
AUGGUCCAAGAGAAGAAGCUAGUAGAUGAAGUGUCUGGUUGGCUUAGAAUCUACGACGAUGGUUCGGUAGACCGGACAUGGACCGGACCACCAGAGGUCAGCUUCAUGAUCAAACCGGUUGCUCCCCAUGAAGAAUUCAUCGAUGGAGUCGCAACACGUGACGUGACCAUAAGCACUACCACCAAUGACAACUUCAUCCACCGUGCUCGGUUAUACCUACCGGAGAAAACAGCAAAGGAUAAUGAGAAACUGCCUAUACUCCUCCACUUUCAAGGAGGUGGUUUUUGUAUUAGUGAACCGGAUUGGUUCAUGUACUAUGAGGUUUACACUCGGUUUGUUAAGUCUACUCGGUCUAUUUGUGUCUCCCCAUUCCUCAGACGAGCCCCGGAGCAUCGCCUACCCAUAGCCAUUGAAGAUGGGUUUGCAACGCUCCGGUGGCUUCAGUCAGUGGCCAAGGGAGACGCACAUGACCCGUGGCUUGAGAAACACGGCGACUUUGAUAAAGUUUUUCUCAUAGGAGAUAGCUCCGGAGGUAAUUUAGUUCAUGAAGUGUCUGCUAGAGCAAGCUCAGCCGAGCUGAGACCAGUUCGACUCGCAGGAGCUAUUCCCAUCCAUCCUGGAUACGCCCGGUCGGAGCGAAGCCAAUCCGAAAAUGAAAUGCCACAAUCACCAUUUCUAACAUUAGACAUGCUGGACAAAUUCUUGAGUUUAUCAUUACCAAUUGGUAGCAACAAGGACCAUCCCAUCACAUGUCCGAUGGGCGAGGUGGCCCCGCCUCUUAGCAGCUUCAAACUGCCGCCAUUUCUUCUCUGCAUAGCGGAAAAAGACUUGUUGAGGGAUACACAAAUGGAGUAUUAUGAAGCCAUGAAGAAGGCCAAUAAUGAAGUUGAUUUGUUUGUGAACAAGGAGAUGACACAUAGUUUCUAUCUUAACAAGAUUGCUGUGGAAAGGGACCCUACUGUUAGUGCUGAAAUGAAAGCACUUAUCGAUAGGGUCAAGGACUUUAUUGAGAAGCAUUAA